AUGUCUAGUGCUCAACAACAUAUUGUUAACGCCCAUUUUAAUGGAAGUGUUGUUGUAUCAGACGAAGUGGGUUUGAUAUUUGAAAACACUGACGUAAUUCGUUUCGCUGUUAAUAGAAGAUCAUCAUUCCAACAUUUCAAAGAAAGGGUACAGAUGAAGUUGCAAGCUGGAUCAGUGUCACAGAUGAUGUACAAAAAUGCCGUCCGUUUCAGCGACAAUCACUUUAAAUUUGUUCCACUGAAGAUUCGUGACGACGAGGAUGUUGAAACGAUGUUCUCGAAUCAUGAAUGUUGUGGGUUUCAGUACAUUGAUUUAUAUAUAACAUUCGCACAAGUUCAAGAAACGCAGACUUCUCAGGUGAUCAAUCCAUCCAUAAUUCCAUACGAAGAUGUUGAAGACGGAGACGGCGAAGAAGAAAACGAGGCACAAGUUGAUGAUUUAUAUACUACCUUGUUUGAGGAAGGGAUCGAAGUCAACAUAGAUGAUCAAUGUGUUCCACUUCAAAAUGUAUUCAUCCCACCAGCGCAUAUGACAACCCUGCCACUAAGCGUAGAAGGAACAUCAUUUGAUUGGCCACAGAAUCCUCGUUUUCCCGCGGAAGGUGACUUAGAAGUCGGAUACCAAUUUAAAAAUAAAGCUGACUGUGUCGCUGCCAUUAAGCAAUACCACAUGAAACACUGUGUGGAUUACAAAGUGAUAGAUUCCGACAAGAAGAGAUACAUAAUUUGUUGCAGGAAUGAUUCCUGCAAGUUCCGUCUCGUGGCGUCCUACCGAAAAAGAAGUGAGUUGUGGGAGAUAGGCAUUAUGAACCCACCCCAUAGUUGUUCAACAACUUUGUUCAAUCAGGAUCAUCAAAAACUAACCUCACAGUUAAUGUCUCAAAAGUUAAUGCCUUUUGUAGACAGAGAUCCUUCUAUUAAGGUUAGUGUUUGCAUAAGUAAAAUUGUUUCCGAAUUCCAUUUUACUCCGUCUUACAGAAAGACAUGGAUUACAAGAAAUAAGGCAAUUGAACAAGUCUACGGUAACUGCCUCAAGGUUAUGAAAGAAGAAACAACAAAAUCCAGCACGCAUCAAGUAAGAAUUUUUGACUACAGGAACAAUGUUUUCAGUGUGCAAGAGACAAUGGACCAUGGUGAGGGGAAACCUAUGGGACAUUAUAAGGUCGACCUCUUGAACGGGUGGUGUGACUGCGGAAAGUUUCAAGCAUUUCGUGUCCCUUGCUCACAUGUUACCGAUGCAUGUUCGAAUGUGCGCCACGACGCUUACACUCUUUUGUCCGACGUUUAUAGGGUUACAAACCUAUUUGGGGUUUACAGCGCAAGUUUUCCAGUGAUGCCAUGCGAUGAAUAUUGGCCUGUUUAUGAAGGAGAUCAAAUUUGCCAUAACCCAAGAAUGCGAAGGAACAAGAAAGGUCGCCCUGUAAGCACACGUAUUACAACAGAAAUGGAUAACUUUGAUAAGCUUGAGAGAAAAUGUUCCAUGUGUCGUCAAACGGGACACAAUCGCACCCGGUGUCCCAAUGUGGGAACAAGUAGUCGUUAG
Messenger RNA from Lathyrus sativus (Indian pea), 1542 nucleotides. The record is from the annotation of a GenBank genome assembly. Lineage: Eukaryota; Viridiplantae; Streptophyta; Magnoliopsida; Fabales; Fabaceae.